AUGGCUGCCGCUAUGUCCUGGAGCACCAAGCUUGCGUGCCCUUCUUUUGAGGGUCUGUCCAGCCGGAGCCUGCCUUCUAGCCGGGUGAACGCUGACUCCAAUGUGGAGCUUAAGACUAAGGGCGCGGAGGGUGCCCCCCGCACCACCUGCUCGCUGAAGGCGAUGCGCGACCGUAUCGAGUCGGUUAAGAACACCCAGAAGAUUACCGAUGCGAUGAAGCUCGUCGCUGCCGCGAAGGUGCGCAGGGCUCAGGAGGCCGUCGUCAACGGCCGUCCUUUCUCGGAAAACCUCGUUAAGGUGCUUUACAACGUUAACGAGCAGCUCCAGAACGAGGACGUUGACAUUCCCCUCACCGAGGUCCGUCCCGUGAAGAAGGUCGCCAUCGUCGUUAACACCGGCGACCGCGGUCUCUGCGGUGGCUUCAACAACUACGUCCUCAAGAAGGCCGAGGCUCGUGUGGCUGAGCUGACGAAGCUGGGUGUGGCUUACACCAUCGUGUCCAUCGGCAAGAAGGGUAACGCCUUCUUCAAGAGGCGUCCCCAGUACGCCGUUGACAGGUACCUCGAGGUCGGCGCUGCUCCCACCACCAAGGAGGCCCAGGCCAUCGCCGACGAGAUCUUCUCCCUGUUCGUGUCGGAGGAGGUUGACAAGGUCGAGCUGAUCUACACCAAGUUCGUGUCCCUGAUCAAGUCCGACCCUGUGAUCCACACUCUCCUGCCUCUCUCCCCCGCCGGCGAGGUCUGCGACAUCAACGGCAUCUGCGUCGACGCUGCUGAGGACGAGCUGUUCAGGCUGACGACCAAGGAUGGCAAGUUCGCCGUCGAGCGCGAGACUAUCAGGACCGCGACUCCCGAGUUCACCGGCGUGCUAGGGUUUGAGCAGGAGCCUGUGCAGAUCCUCGACGCUCUGCUCCCGCUUUACCUGAACAGUCAGAUUCUCCGUGCUCUGCAAGAGUCCCUUGCCAGCGAGCUCGCUGCUCGUAUGAAUGCCAUGAGUAACGCCAGCGAUAACGCCAAGGAGCUGAAGAAGAACCUCAACCUGACUUACAACAGGCGGAGGCAAGCCAAGAUUACUGGCGAGCUGAUUGAGAUUAUUUCCGGCGCAGGCGCGGAAGCAAAUAAGCCGGCGGUGGCUCCGCAGGCGCCCGCGGGGGAGGCGGUAGCGGGGGGCGCGGUUGCGGCGGAAGGGGAGGAGGGGCGGCUUCUGGGGCAGGCGACGACUGCGGGAAUUUUCCUCCUAUGGGCGGGGCUGAUCGCGUAUGGCGCGUUUUUUGCGCCCCAUCAGACGCCAUACCGCGAUCAGUACUUCCUGGAGAAGCUGCUCAACCUGAAAGGCGACGAUGGCUUCGUGAUGAACCAGGUGCUCGUGGUGCUGUGGAACCUCAUGGGCGUCAUGCCGGGCAUAUACGCUGCAACACUCGUGCCCGCUUCUCGCACCAAUCGCACCACCAUCCCAGCGUGGCCCUUCCUCCUCGCCUCAUUCUUCGCAGGGGCCUUCGCCCUGAUGCCCUUCUUUGCCCUCUGGACGCCCGGGAAGGCAGCAGUACCCACGGAGGAGGAGAGGGGGAAAGUGGGGCUGCGGGUGCUGGAGUCCAAGAUAACCAGCGCGCUCUUGCUGUUGGCAGCAUCAGGGCUGGUCAUCAGCGCAGCAACAGCUCCUUCAACUGACUGGCUUGAAUUCUUACAGUAUUUUCAGGAGAGCCUCUUGAUCCACGUCACGUCAAUGGAUUUCGUUCUUCUCAACAUGUUCCUGCCCUUCUGGCUUUUCAACGACAUGGCUUACAGGAGCUGGGCGCCUAGAGACUCAUGGGGUGCAGCUCUUCCCUUCCUCCCCGUUAUAGGCCCUGCCCUCUACCUUGUAAUGAGGCCAGGGCUCCCCCCGCCACCGCCGCCUGCUGCAGCUGAAUCCAAGUCUGAUUGA
Messenger RNA from Closterium sp. Naga37s-1, 1920 nucleotides. The record is from the annotation of a GenBank genome assembly. Lineage: Eukaryota; Viridiplantae; Streptophyta; Zygnematophyceae; Desmidiales; Closteriaceae.